CUUUCUCAUCUGUGCCUGGGUGUGUGUGCACAUAGGCCCCUUAUAACUACUUCCACACCCAUUUUUUUCCUGUGUUGACUCCAGAAGAGCCACUGGAAGAAGACCCUGGCUAGAGUGAUGCCCAGCAAAACUGGAAAAGGUACCAUCUGUUUGGGGACAGGAUUGCAAAGGGACCCCUUUUGAACUUGGCAGCAAUGACAUGGCAGAAAUAAACCUGCAUGCAGUGGAGUCCAUUAGUGACCUGCACUAUGCGUCCAGCAGACAUGACUGUGCCAAGGGCUCAGAAGGAAGCAACUAUUCCCCACCCAACACACCACAGAGAACUCACGGCACUUUCUCCAAGCAGUUCAGCCUACCUAAUGAGGACAACACAUCCUUCCUACCACCAGUCCAAGCUGUCCACAUCAUCCCUGCUUGCACCUGCUGCCCCUGUUUCAGCCCAACCUGCUGCCCCACAGGCUUCCUUGCUCUCCUGGGAGUGCUCGUAGUGGCCAGCCUUGCUCUUGCCACACUGGCUGUCUAUCUGAGUGUAUUACAGAAUGAAUCACUUCGUGUUCUUGCCCGAUGGUUGGAGUCCCAGGAGGCGACCAUCCGGCAAAUGAGGGCUGUCAGCUUGCAGAUAUGGAGUCAGCUGAAUGCCACUGAGCCUGGAAUUCAAACCUGAGUUAACCUCCAUCACCCCUACCUCCCCCUUGGGGAGAUUGGUUCCAGCCCCACAGAAGAGGAAAAACCAACUCACAGCUUGACACGUUUUAGACACUGAGUGACUUGAACUGGAAAACUGUGGUUCUCCAGAAUCCCUGGAGAGGAGUGUACCGAGUCCUCCAGGUGUCAGUGGCUACAGACAUGAGGCUGUCCAAAGGAGACAGGACAGAGGGGAAGAAAUGGCACUGAGACUUAAUGGAAAUGGUGCUUCUUAUGAGCAGUCUUUCUCCAACUUGUUUUUUUAAAAAUCACAUACGAUAUUUUAAGGGCACUGUUAGCAUCUUAUUCACAACCAUUUGUUCCACUAUAUACCCAUCUUGAUUUUAUUUACAGGUCACCUUUGGGCAGGUACCUGACAAAUGAUAAUUAAAGUGACAAGUAAAGCCAGA
Molecule: messenger RNA, 1094 nt
Organism: Sphaerodactylus townsendi
Lineage: Eukaryota; Metazoa; Chordata; Lepidosauria; Squamata; Sphaerodactylidae
Gene: LSMEM2
Product: leucine rich single-pass membrane protein 2
Exons: 4
Coding region: 200-664 (154 amino acids)
Source: RefSeq, a predicted model, not a curated record